AUGGCUCUGUGCUACUAUCGCUGGCGGAGAGUGUUGAUCUGUGUGUGCACACCAUGCAUCUCCCUGGCCCUGCUGUUGGUCUACGUUACCGUCAUGUUGUGUAUGGCCACGAAUGGAACAACAACUUCGGGCCUGGACGCUGUUCACUUCGUUGCCUCGGAAAACAACCCUAAAACUUUCUGGGAGCUCCACCUGCAUGGGGACACCUUUUGGAACCGUCUCCAGCGGACCCUGGACAACCAUUUCAACCCCAUCCUGUGCCCCAACAACACCAAGAGGGGAUUUGAAAAUGGUACAUUUAAUGAGUCCCUCCUGACGCAAGGUUUCUCUAAAGUUAUCAACUCGGACAGCGCGAGGAGAAACUUUGACCAGCUACCACAGCAGAUACAGGAGUUUAUAAGCCACAUGCAAAGGAGAGACUACCCAGCCCUUCUCCAGCCAGAUGGAGUGUGUGGAGCUGGGACAAAGGAAGAGAAGGAGGCCCCGCUGCUUCUCCUGGCCAUCAAGUCAACAGGGCAGAAUUUUUUGAACCGGCAGGCCAUUCGACGGACCUGGGGCCAGGCAGGAUGGUUAGCAGGAUCGAAGAGGAACGGAAAUGGAGGAGAAGGUGGAGGAUACGUCCGUAGGGUGUUCCUGCUAGGCAAAGGAAGUACUGAGGAACUGGGUGUGAACGCAUCUGCGUUAUUGCAGAUGGAGAGUAAACAGUACAGAGACAUUCUGCAGUGGGACUUCAAGGACACAUUUUUCAACCUCACCUUAAAAGAUGUGCUCUUCUGGAGCUGGUUCAAACGCUCGUGCGGCCGGACUCACUUCAUCUUUAAGGGGGACGAUGACGUCUUCGUCAACACCCCCAAAAUGAUAAGCUACCUCCGGGACCAGCUAAAGAAGCCACAAGCACACAAGACACUACGAGACUUCAUGGUCGGAGAUGUCAUAGAUGCAGCUCUACCGAUCAGAUUCAACAAGUCCAAGUACUUUAUCCCAGACAGUUUCUACAAGGGCUUCUAUCCUAUGUAUGCAGGCGGUGGAGGGGUGGUGUACUCAGGACUGUUGGCCAAACGCCUACACGACGUGUCUAAAAGGCUUAACCUGUUCCCCAUCGACGACGUUUAUGUGGGGAUGUGUAUGGUUCGGCUCAACGCUCACCCAGUCCACCACCCUGCCUUCCUCACGUUUGACUUUCCUGACAAGGAAGAGCAGGAGCUGUGUUCCUAUCACACAAUCCUAUUGGUCCACAAACGAAGCCCUGACGAGGUAGUUAAACUGUGGGCCCACGUGAAAAAGACACAGGCACAGUGUUGGGAUGUGCCCCUGAGAGAGGCAAACAACGAUUUUGCCACGACGGUCUGA
Perca flavescens (yellow perch) is the source of this 1350-nucleotide messenger RNA. Its product is annotated as N-acetyllactosaminide beta-1,3-N-acetylglucosaminyltransferase 2. The transcript has a single exon. Lineage: Eukaryota; Metazoa; Chordata; Actinopteri; Perciformes; Percidae. Bases 1 to 1350 code for a protein of 449 amino acids. Gene Ontology annotation, molecular function: hexosyltransferase activity; UDP-glycosyltransferase activity. Gene Ontology annotation, biological process: protein O-linked glycosylation; poly-N-acetyllactosamine biosynthetic process. The record is from RefSeq and is a predicted model, not a curated record. Gene Ontology annotation, cellular component: Golgi membrane.